UAUUCAUCCAAUUUACAGUUAAAGCCUAUUGUGUCUUAAUAUUUAUUUAUUUAUUAUUUUAUUUUACUUCAAUUUAAAAAUAUAAUUUAAUUUAACAUCCUUAAGGACUUAAAACCCCAUCCAAAGAAUGAAUAGCAAAACAGUUUUAUUUAUCUCAGUGCUAGUGUUCGCCAUCAAAUUAUGCUCGUCGUCACCAGUAGCACAUGAGGAUAAUCAACAAAAUGUGGAUAUAGAUAUUGAUAUUGCGUGCAUAGCAAAUUCAACAUGUCUUAAAAGUGCCUCAAAUAAAGUUAUUCGUGCAUUGAAAUUGAGAAAGUCAAUUGACUUUGGAUUACUUAGUAUUACGCCAUUAAAAAAUGAAGGAAUUGAAGGACGAUCAUUUACAAAGUUCUGGGAUAUUGCAAGCACAAACUCUCUUCGUAUUCCUCUUGGACAAUAUUCAUUGAGUGUGCAAAAGUCUGAAGAACAUGAAAAUUACCUCGAAGUUGCUGUCUCAAAGACCAUUGUUGAAGGACGUGCACGACGUGAUAGAAAGCAAAUGCAAUUCUUCGUUCCAUCAUUCUUGGUUGCAUCACAAGUCGGUUGGUGGCUGCUUGCAUUAGCUGGUGUUACUCUUCUUUCCAUUAAAGCAUUCUUGGUCUCGAAAAUUGCUCUCGUUAUCGCAGCUGUUAUGACAUUCAAGAAACUUUUCUUACAUCAUCACGGUAUUCCUGCACCUUAUUAUGAACACCAUGAGCCAUUGAUGGUUCCAUUUAAUUUCGGAGAUUAUGGCGCAUUCCAAGGAGCAGCUGGAUUCCCAGGUGAUUAUCAUCAGCAACUUCCAAUCGGUCCAGAACACACAGCUGCAUUACAUGCUAAUGGUGGAUUAGGAGCUGAAUCCGGUGUCUCAAAUAUUGUUUCAAAUGGAACCGGAAGUUCAACAAUCGUAUCAUCAGCUCCAGGAUUGAGUGCGUACUCCACGGUAGCAAGACAUCCCCCGAUAAACUUCUAUGGAAAAAAUCCAUAUCUGUUUAGAAAACCAUAAGAAGAAGAAGCAACGUGAUUGUAUCACAGGACGACACAAAAAAAGGAAUCCGGGUAUCAAAAAAAAAAGUGAAAAAAUAUAAGUUUGUGAAAUUUAAUUUAUGUCUGUGUUUUAAUGCCUCAUAACUUAUUUUUUUCUAUCAUCUAUGAAUUCUUUACAAAGAAACACAAAAAAAAUUUGGACAGUGGAACCGAACUAGAAUGAGAAUUUCUUUAUAAAAUUUCAUAGAUAAAUGUGGCAUGAAAAAAAUGAGAGAAAUCUCGCUUAUGUUAUUUAUUUAAGUUAUUUAUUAUUUAACAAUGAAAAAUUGAAAACUUUAUGUUUGUAAGGACCUGAAAUGAUAAAAAAAU
Chironomus riparius is the source of this 1374-nucleotide messenger RNA. The record is from the annotation of a GenBank genome assembly. NCBI's taxonomy places the organism in Eukaryota, Metazoa, Arthropoda, Insecta, Diptera, Chironomidae.